CAACUCUCGGCGAGCGGGGAGGAGGACUCACGGUCCGGGCACAGGCUGCUGCCGAAGAUGUGAAGACAACCACCGCGUUACAGUAAACUCGUUUGUACGUCUCACCGAAGAGAAGAGUCAUUUGCAAUUUUCAGUUUUUUUUUUUUUAAUUUUUUUUUUUUUUCUUUUCGCAUUUGUGAACGGUCGCGAUGGCAGUUAACUUCACAUCCGGGCCACAAUGCCUUGACUCCAUUAUUGUCUAAAAACUGGCGGAGAGGCUGAUAAACCUUGUUAUUUUUUUUUUAGUUAACAGUUAACGAGGCGUUUUUUUUAUUACGUGCAGUGAAGGCUGGAGCCAAGAGGACAUGUCUAACCAAGGAGUCCGGCGGAAUGGCCCUGUGAAGCUGCGAUUAACAGUCCUCUGCGCCAAAAACCUGGUGAAGAAGGACUUUUUCCGCCUCCCUGAUCCCUUUGCCAAGGUUGUUGUGGACGGUUCAGGGCAAUGCCACUCUACAGACACUGUGAGGAACACACUUGACCCCAAGUGGAAUCAACACUAUGAUCUAUACAUCGGGAAAUCAGAUUCCAUCACCAUCAGCGUGUGGAAUCACAAGAAGAUUCACAAGAAGCAAGGGGCUGGGUUCCUGGGCUGUGUCCGCCUUCUGUCCAACGCUAUCAACCGCCUUAAAGACACAGGCUGUAAGUACCAGAGACUAGACUUGAACAAGUUGAGUCCCAAUGACAGUGACACAGUCAGAGGCCAGAUAGUGGUGAGCCUGCAGUCCAGGGACCGGAUAGGCUCAGGAGGCCCUGUGGUGGACUGCAGUCGGCUGUUUGACAAUGAUCUCCCAGAUGGCUGGGAGGAGCGGAGGACGGCGUCUGGACGGAUCCAGUACUUGAACCACAUCACACGCACCACGCAGUGGGAGAGGCCUACCAGGCCUGCAUCAGAGUACUCCAGCCCUGGCCGGCCUCUCAGCUGCAUCGUGGAUGAGAACACGCCCGUCAGCACCAACGGGGCCACGCCUACCACCGUGUUGCCGCCCAUCGACGGUGACCAGCGGGCCCAGGAGAGACGGGUCCGCUCCCAAAGGCACCGCAACUACAUGAGCAGAACCCACCUGCACACGCCCCCGGACCUCCCCGAGGGAUAUGAGCAGAGGACCACGCAGCAAGGCCAAGUGUACUUCCUCCACACUCAGACCGGUGUCAGCACGUGGCACGACCCCAGAGUACCAAGAGAUCUUAGCAAUGUGAACUGUGAGGAACUGGGUCCACUGCCUCCAGGAUGGGAGAUACGGAACACUGCCACUGGGAGGGUUUACUUUGUCGACCACAACAACCGAACCACGCAGUUUACAGACCCGCGCCUCUCCGCCAACCUGCACCUAGUCCUGAAUCCAAGUCCAAGCCCAAGCCCCAACGGUUCUCGAGGAGGCAUCGAAAGUCAGAAUGUCAGUCGUCAGAACCAGUUGAAGGAUCAGGCCCAGCAGGCUCUGGUGUCCCCUGCUCAGCUCCCGGAGGAGGCCGAGUGCCUCACGGUGCCCAAGUACAAGAGGGACCUCGUCCAGAAGCUCAAGAUCCUCCGCCAGGAACUGUCCCAGCAGCAGCCUCAGGCCGGCCACUGCCGCAUCGAGGUGUCCCGCGAGGAGAUCUUCGAGGAGUCGUAUCGCCAGGUGAUGAAGAUGAGGCCGAAGGACCUGUGGAAAAGGCUAAUGGUGAAGUUCAGAGGAGAGGAAGGGCUCGAUUAUGGAGGAGUGGCCAGGGAGUGGCUCUACCUGCUGUCGCACGAGAUGCUGAACCCAUACUACGGCCUGUUCCAGUACUCCCGGGAUGACAUCUACACACUGCAGAUAAACCCAGACUCUGCCGUCAACCCUGAACACUUGUCAUACUUUCACUUUGUGGGCCGUAUCAUGGGGAUGGCAGUGUUCCAUGGCCACUACAUAGACGGAGGCUUUACUCUGCCCUUCUACAAACAGCUGCUGGGGAAACCCAUCACUCUGGACGACAUGGAGUCUGUUGACCCUGACCUGCACAACAGUCUCGUGUGGAUCCUGGACAAUGACAUCACAGGUGUGCUGGACCACACCUUCUGCGUGGAACACAAUGCUUAUGGAGAGAUCAUCCAGCAUGAGCUCAAGCCCAACGGUAAGAGCAUCCCCGUCACCCAGGACACCAAGAAGGAGUACGUGCGGCUCUACGUCAACUGGCGUUUUCUGCGGGGCAUAGAGGCCCAGUUCCUGGCUCUGCAGAAGGGCUUCAAUGAGGUCAUCCCCCAACACCUGCUGAAGGCCUUCGAUGAGAAAGAGCUAGAGCUGAUUGUAUGUGGCCUGGGUAAAAUUGACAUCAACGAUUGGAAGUCCAACACGCGGCUCAAACACUGCACUCCUGAAAGCAACAUUGUCAAAUGGUUCUGGAAAGCUGUGGAGUCCUUCGAUGAGGAGCGCAGAGCCCGGCUGCUGCAGUUUGUCACCGGCUCCUCCAGAGUUCCCCUGCAAGGAUUCAAGGCCCUCCAAGGUAAAAAAAAACACCCAGGAUGAAGACAGGAAUAACCUUUUUUUUUUUCAAUUGACAACACUUGAAAUGAUCAAGGUACUUGCAGAUUACAAAGUAGUAAGACAUGUAAACAUAUAUACAUGUUGUUAUGUUAUGCAGUGUUUUACCUCAGUUUGUGGAAGACUUAGGUACAGGUAUUUGGCGAGGGGUUAAGGCGUCCUUCCGCAAUUUAAAAAAAAAAAAAAAAAAGCAUUUCCCCAUACAUUUUGUCUCUUUGUGGGAUUUUGCAUCUCUUUGUUGUCCGUUUGUAUCCCUUUGUGGUAGUUUUGGUGGCUCUUUUUAACAUCAUUUGGACCGUUAUUAUCACCAUGUCUUUGUCUAAAACAUUAAAAGAAAUUAGAGCAGAUAAUCAA
Etheostoma spectabile (orangethroat darter) is the source of this 2891-nucleotide messenger RNA. Its product is annotated as E3 ubiquitin-protein ligase SMURF2. Gene Ontology annotation, molecular function: SMAD binding; ubiquitin protein ligase activity. Bases 345 to 2522 code for a protein of 725 amino acids. Lineage: Eukaryota; Metazoa; Chordata; Actinopteri; Perciformes; Percidae. Gene Ontology annotation, biological process: protein ubiquitination; negative regulation of BMP signaling pathway; proteasome-mediated ubiquitin-dependent protein catabolic process. The transcript has 17 exons. Gene Ontology annotation, cellular component: cytoplasm. The record is from RefSeq and is a predicted model, not a curated record.